Messenger RNA from Didymodactylos carnosus, 1377 nucleotides. The record is from the annotation of a GenBank genome assembly. NCBI's taxonomy places the organism in Eukaryota, Metazoa, Rotifera, Eurotatoria, Philodinida, Philodinidae.
AUGGCAACAACUUAUGAAUACACAUAUGAAUAUGACACAGCUGACCAAGGAAAACGUGGUAAAGCAGCCACAACAACUUAUUCAGGCUCAACAACAAAUCGUUCAGCAAAUGAUCCAUUAGCAAAUUUACAACACGAUCGAAUAUGGCAUAAAUUGUAUGAUCCGUCACAUCAAGAUAAAGCAAACCAUGAAACAGAAAUUCAAAAAAUGGCUCGUCGACAAGAUCGAAAAGUAAUUAAAAUUGAAGCUGCCUACGGUUCUGAUCGUCAAACAUUUAUUGUUAAACGAAAUUAUGAUUUACGUGUUCGUGAUGUACAAGAAGAUGCAUCAAAAGCAUUUAAAAUGCCUGUUGAUCAAAUUAUUUUAUAUUGGAAAGGUCGAAAUAUUUGUGAUACACCAAAUGAACUUCUUGAAACAUUGGGUAUAGAAAAUAAUCAUCAAAUGCGUGUUUGUCGAGAAGAUGAUCCUGUUCAACGUAAUAGAAGAAAAGAAUUACGUUCAUAUACAGAUUAUACAAAUCAACAAGAUCCCUAUGGUGGAGGACAAACAAUGUAUCAACAACAACAAACAAAUUAUCCAAAUCAAUAUCCAAAUUAUCAAUCUUAUAAUAAUGAUCAAUACAGUACAAGUCCACGUACCACUUAUUAUCAACAAUUAACUCAACAAUCUCAGCCAACAAAUUAUAGUGGUCAACGAGGAUCGAAUUUUCUUCUUAAUUUACAAAUUGGUUUUGGUGAUCGUCUCGAAGGAUUAGUAGUUGGACGUCCACAUCCCAUUACUAUCUAUGAUUUACAAAUGGAAUUACAACAACGUUUUAAUAUACCCGUAUUAGAUCAAAAUGUUGGAUAUAAUGGAAUAUCAUUAACACAAUUUCCACCUGAUGCACCAUUAGAAUCAGUUGGUAUUGUUAAUAAUUCAUUUAUCUCUUUAUGGUAUAAAAAUGUAAAUCAAAAUAGUGGACAAUUACAACAACAAAAUGAUAUGUUUACACCUCGACAACAAUAUGGAGGAGAUGGUUCUCAAUCUCCAAGACAAGGACAGUUGUCUCCAAGAAGAGGAGACAAUAACAUGUCCAAUGGAACUAAUAAAGAAGUAUUAAAAGUAGAAGUAUUUCAUGGAUCUGACCGACAUGUAUUAAUAUUGAGUAGUGCCCACAAUUUACGUAUCUAUGAUUUAAUGGAUGAAUUACAACGAAUAACAAAUGUACCUGUUAAAGAACAAAAAUUAUAUUUUCGUGGGCAAGAACUUCAACUCUUUCCUGAACGUUCAUUAAAAGAAGCGAAUAUUGAUAAUAAUGCACAAAUUCGACUUAUUGGAGAUCCGAGUAAAACACGUUAUGAAGCAAUGAUAACAGGUCAAAAAACAAAUAAUCAAUAA